Messenger RNA from Capsella rubella, 459 nucleotides. RefSeq lists its product as uncharacterized. The transcript has a single exon. Bases 1 to 459 code for a protein of 152 amino acids. NCBI's taxonomy places the organism in Eukaryota, Viridiplantae, Streptophyta, Magnoliopsida, Brassicales, Brassicaceae. The record is from RefSeq and is a predicted model, not a curated record.
AUGGGGAGCCAAAGCUAUGGGUCUGAUGCUAAUUCAGCUAGUCGGAACUGGGGUCCUAAUUGCUACUGUGGUAGAGCUACAUCGAUUAUCAAAUCAUGGACAAACGAUAAUCCGGGAAGAAGAUUUAUCAGAUGUGGUGUUCAUGGUUUUGUCAACUGGGCAGAUGAAGAUAAGCCUUAUGGUUGGCAGAAGGUGAGCUUAUUAGAAGCUAGAGAUGAGAUUCGUCAGCUGAAAGACGAAAUGAAGGUGUUCAAAGAAUCUGUACAGGCCACUAAUGAACAAGGUUUGACAGAUAUGAAUAGCGUUUUAGUUAACAAAGAUGAGCAAGAGAAGUAUCAGCUAGAAAAUGAAGUGAAGGCAUGUAAUGAGAGGGAAAAAUUGCUGAGGCAGUUCAUUGUGUUGUCUUGGGGAAGUUUCAUUCUUGUAAUUGCGAUGAUACUUGCAAUGGGGAAGAAGUAA